GUACCAAAACCCCUAUCCAGUAGCCCUUUCCGGCUUUCGUUUCCUUUUCCACUCGCGAGUCUCAGUAGUCACCGGCGCAGCAGCGAUCUUCAUUCGCCGGUGGAAGUGACCUCUAAAGAUUCAAGUAUGAACAUCGAGGAGCUGGAAGAUCUGGACGGACCUAGCCAAGUAAACGCUCGGACCUCCAAAUUCGCGCCCAAAUCCUCCAAAUUUGCACCAAAGAUCAAACCAAAAGUGCAGCUGAAGCUGGAAUCCAAAUUGGAGCCGCAAGAACCAACGGGAAAACAAAAGACGGAACCAGGUCAAUCAAAUGUAUUGGUUUCCAAAAAGAAAGAGAACCAAGAGGUGGAUGCUAAGUCAGCAGUCUUUGCAGAACUGAAAAGCGAAGCUUUAGUUUCAAAUGGCGCAGUAAAAAUGGAUAUUGAUACUAAAGCAGAAGCCGAGGAGGAGUCGAAACUAUAUGACGCCAUGGAAGAGGACCGUGAAGAAGAGGAGCAAGAACAAGAUAUGAUUGUUCGCGAAAUCGAUGUGUUUUUCACUCCCUCAAUUGAUGCCAAUACUCAGCUCUAUGUUUUGCAAUACCCUUUAAGACCGUCCUGGCGUCCCUACGAGUUAGACGAGCGUUGUGAAGAGGUAAGGGUGGAACCUGCAAGUGGGAGUGUGGAAGUAGAUUUGCCCCUUGAUGUUGAUUCCAGGAAUUAUAACGGGGAUGUUACUAACAAUAAGAUGACAAAGCAGACAUUACGUUCGGUAUGGAUGCCACCUCGUGCAACUGGUUAUGCUGUUGGGGUUUUAAUGGGUGAUAAGUUACACCUGAAUCCCAUCCAUGCUGUUGUUCAGCUUCGACCAUCAUUGGAGCAUCUCAAGUCUGGUGGCUCAAAGAAAAAGCAUGUGGGCACAGCUGAUAUAGAAGGCCCUGUUAAAACAGAAGAAUCUACUGAAGGGAAAUCUGUUGGUCCAUCAAGCAAGCAGAACAAGCGAGCACAAUCCUCAACUGAGCAAAAAGCAGAUGAUGAAAAGUGCUUUGUUCCGCUUAAGUACCAUGGCUCUGUGAGUGAUUUUUCAGCUCAGUAUCUACAGAAAAUGAUGGCACAAGAAAGCUCACCAAUACAAUUUACAAUGAAUUCGUAUGACUAUGUCGAUUCUUUGUGUCCUGGAGCAAGCAACAACAUCAAAGCUACUGGAGCAUCGAGAAGGUUCCUGCUUUCUAUGCCACUUGAUGAACGUUUCAAGAAAUUGCUGUCUGAGGGGCCUCCUAUUCAACGGUUCAGUGCUCUUAAGCAUUUUGCUCCUGAUGCUUCAACUGAAGAUGUUUUUGGAGUCCUUGAAAAGCAUGCUGAUUUAUUGCAAGGACUCUGGGUUCCAAAAAGUAAAUUGCUGUUUCCAGGAGAUUCUUCCAAAUCUUUACCUCGAGAUUAUGUGCUUGUUUUAUUUAGCAAGAAGACAGAAAUCAGUUUGGAGCAAGUAAAUUUUGCUGGAAGUCGUAAAGAUGAAGUAAAAGGCUUCCUGAAAAGUUUAGCCAUUGAAAGACCUUCCUUCAAAGAUUGGAAGUUGAAAGAGCAACCAGAUGUGGCAUUUAUGAAACGUUAUCCAGAUAUUGUUAAGAAGCAAGAAGAGGCUUGGAAAGUUAAAGAUGGAGCUUUAAUGUCUCUUAUGUUAAAAAUAAAAGGUGGGUCCAGUAAAACAAAGCCCAAUAUUGCAAUUAAGCCUGAAAAGGCAGUGAACUUAGAUAAAGGUGAAGCAAAAGCUGUCCCUGGGGCACAAGCUUUGAGGAAAAUGGCAGAUGAAACUCGAGAAGCUAUGCCAAGGUACCUGAAGAAGGUUUUUCAAAUUCACAAGGUUUGCAGCUUGCAACUUAUUCGCAAAGGCUUGCGGGAUUUGGCUGUUUCCCAGUCUGCUACUCCAAAGCUAGAUCAUAGUAGUAAAUUUGCAGUUACAGCAGCAGCAGGUGCUGAUGCACCUGAAAAUGAGCUCAAAGAAGUCAUAAGCCAGGUUGCAGUAGAAAUUGGUGGACUUUAUGUACUGAAGUCAUCCCUGGAGCAUCCAGAAUAUGAUCCAUUCAGGAACGUUGUCAUUGAUCUCCUUCUUGUAAAUGGGAAAUUUAAGAAAGCUGAAGUGAAGCAAGCUGCUUCUAUUGCUCUUAAAAGGGAAAUCACUGACAACGAAUACAAUAAGGUCGUGACUGACUUUUGUGAAUAUAAAAGUGGUUGGUGGGUCUUGAAAAGCGGUGAUGGCAAGCCAAACUAAUUUUGUAUAUACUGUUGCAUAUUGUUUAGAAAUUGGAAUGAUGAGAAAAUAUUUUCGGUUCAAAGAAGAGGCAGUGUACAAAUCUUCUUCUGCUUCUUCUUCUGCUUCUUCUUCUUCUUCUAUUUUUUUUCCUUGGUAUUCAAGCAAGCAUAGGCAAAGUAGUGAUAAUGGACGCAUCAAACAAGCGAAAUCAUUUUUGGGAUAUAGCAUUGGAUCAUGUCUUAACUCUUCGUCAUGAAUGGUAUGUUGUUUUAAUCAAAUCAUUUGAAUUCC
Rubroshorea leprosula is the source of this 2520-nucleotide messenger RNA. Lineage: Eukaryota; Viridiplantae; Streptophyta; Magnoliopsida; Malvales; Dipterocarpaceae. The record is from the annotation of a GenBank genome assembly.